Messenger RNA from Echinostoma caproni, 1212 nucleotides. The record is from the annotation of a GenBank genome assembly. Lineage: Eukaryota; Metazoa; Platyhelminthes; Trematoda; Plagiorchiida; Echinostomatidae.
AUUUGUUCAUAUUAUCAUGGUAACCCACACACUUGGUGGCAACUUCCUUACUUUUGGGCCGGAAUCAAAAUGUACGAUUUGAUUUCUGGCGGCCAGAUCCUGAAAGCCAGUUAUUAUUUGAGCAAACCUCAGGUGUUGGAGCGUUUUCCCUUGCUCAAACAGGACAAACUGGUUGGCGGCCUCGUGUACUAUGAUGGACAACAUGAGGAUGCCCGGAUGUGUUUGAGCGUGGCCUUGACUGCAGUCCGCUACGGUGCAUGCAUUUCCAACUACGUGGAAGCGCUAGAGAUUCUCAAGGGUUCUCCGUCAACCGACAAAGCGAUUGUGAAAUUUGUGAUUCGAGCACGGUGCGUGAUCAAUGCAACGGGCCCCUAUACGGACCAUGUGAGACAGAUGGAUGAUCAGAAACAGGCGCCGAUCUGUCAGCCCAGUUCCGGCGUGCACAUUAUUCUCCCGGGCUACUACACUCCGUCCCAAAUGGGUUUGUUGGAUCCGUCCACCCGUGAUGGCCGUGUAAUCUUCUUCUUGCCCUGGAUGAAUUUCGCCCUGGCCGGGACCACAGACAAUCCGUGCAAACUGUCAGAUAGUCCCUCACCAACGGAAGGAGAAGUGAAUUUCAUUCUGGACGAGAUCCGUGACUACCUGUCCCCGGAUAUCCAAGUUCGACGAGGUGAUGUCCUGGCCGCGUGGGCUGGUAUUCGACCGUUGGUUCGCGAUCCGAACUCCGCGGAUACACAGUCGAUCGCGCGUAAUCACGUGAUUGAGGUCUCCUCGAAUCGGCUAAUCACCAUCGCUGGUGGUAAAUGGACCACUUAUCGUAGCAUGGCCGAGGAGACUGUGGAUAAAGCUAUUGAGGUCUGUGGUCUGCAACCCAAAAGUCCUUGUCGCACCAAAGGUCUUCUGUUGGAAGGUGCUCAUCUCUGGUCACCGAAUUUGUUCAUCAAACUGGUGCAAGAACACGGGAUGGAAGUGGAUGUGGCCCGACAUCUGACCGGGCUGUAUGGAGACAAAGCAAUCAAUAUUGCGAAUAUGGCCAGUCUAACCGGGAUGCGUUGGCCUAUACUGGGCAAGAAACUGCAUCCGGAAUUCCCGUUCAUUGAGGCCGAGGUAAAAAAACGUUCCACGAUUUGCCUGUGGGCGGGAUACUGUCAGGUUGCUAGGCCAAAGCAAGUGAAUUUUCUUGAGGAAUACAAAACCGAAGAACUUCGGUAG